This is a messenger RNA of Lindgomyces ingoldianus, 1573 nucleotides long. RefSeq names its product concanavalin A-like lectin/glucanase. NCBI's taxonomy places the organism in Eukaryota, Fungi, Ascomycota, Dothideomycetes, Pleosporales, Lindgomycetaceae. Gene Ontology annotation, biological process: carbohydrate metabolic process. Gene Ontology annotation, molecular function: hydrolase activity, hydrolyzing O-glycosyl compounds. The coding region runs from base 1 to 1458 and encodes 485 amino acids. The transcript is spliced from 2 exons. The record is from RefSeq and is a predicted model, not a curated record.
AUGUGUAGACUUGCCAAAAACAAAUCCGACAACACCCCCAGCCAACUCAACCAAUCCUUUGAAAAACUCGAUAACCAUGUUGAAGACGCCUGCAAAGGUGUUCAGGAUCAGAGCGAACGUGCGUUCGACGAGGUGGCCAGCGGUGGCAAAGAUGGAGUAAAUGACCGCGAAGAUGGAUUGGAAAAGGUCAGAGAGAGAGGAGAUAAUGGAGGACAUAGUGGCAGUAGAGGGGGUGAAUUGCUCACUCAACGAGUCCUCACGACCUUCAUUGCCUCCCACCCCCACUCAUCCACGAUGUCCAGCUCCCUGAACAAGCUCUUCGAGAAGGGCAAAGCAAAAGUCAAAGAAUACAGCUCGUCGCACUCCUCACACCCCAGCCAAGGGUAUCCUAGCCAGCAGCAACAGCAACCACCGUAUCCCGCCAGUCCCUAUCCCCCACAACCAUAUCCACAAUCACCGUACAACCAACAGCCACCGCCGAAUCAACACCCAAACCCCUAUUCACCAAACCCCAACCCUCUGUACCAACACCAGAAUCCCCAGUACGGGCCUCCACCAGGUCAGUGGGGUCCACCACCUUCACAAGUCCCCUCUAGCUUCUCCGCGCCGCCAAUCCCGCAACACAGCAAACCUAGCGCACGCCCGGUCCCGACCCCCACAAGCACAACCGAGAAUGGGGACAAGAACAGGAUCAUAUAUUGGCAACCCACCUUCUCCCCCUCCAUUCCAGUAACCCAAAAUUUCACGCAUGAACUCGGUGCCCACGGCUGGGGCAACAACGAAUCGCAAAACUACGUCUCAUCUCCCUCAAACUCCUUCCACACUCCCGACGGUCGCCUCGUCGUGCGCGCGAUAUCGCAAAACGGACAAUACACAUCCGCGCGCCUGACUUCGCACCAAACGCUCUCGCGCGCGCGGGGUUACCUGAGCGUCAGUAUAGUUAGCGCGCCGUGUGCAGAGGGAAUAUGGCCAGCAUUCUGGCUGCUCCCAAAGGAUCCGUUUAAAUGGCCGGAAGAUGGGGAGGUUGAUAUUUUCGAGUCAUGGAAUGGCGAUUGCGUGAACCAUUCUUGUCUGCAUUGGGGGCAGUAUAACGGCGAGGAUUGGAACAAACACCGCGUCAUUGAAACACAUAUCCCGUCCAUGGCAUCUAGUCGGCACACUUUUGGAUUCGCGUGGAUGGAGGAGGAAGGUGUGCCCGGGUGGAGAGGGAGGCUGAUGUGGUAUAUUGAUGGUAAACCUGUGAUGCGGGGGUGUAUUCCGCUAGGCGCGAGGAGGAUGGAAGAGUUUAGGAUUUUGGUGAAUGUGGCGAUGGGGGGGAAUGUAUGUCAGGGGAAGUUGCCCAGGGAAGGGGUGUAUGAUUUUGUGAUUGCGGGGCUGGCGAUGUGUCAGGAGCCGGAUGGCGGGUGGGACGGCUUUGAGAGGGCUUGGAGGGAGGCGCCGGAGGGAAAGACGAUGUGAGAUGAAUAUGUUUAGAUCUGGAACUUGAACCAAGGACCUUACUCUUUGGGUUGGGGUUCCUUUUUGCCACACGUUAAGAAUGGUACGAGGAAUCCCUAUCUAAACAUACAAAUGG